Protobothrops mucrosquamatus (brown spotted pit viper) is the source of this 2439-nucleotide messenger RNA. RefSeq names its product phosphoinositide-3-kinase regulatory subunit 2 (gene PIK3R2). Gene Ontology annotation, biological process: insulin receptor signaling pathway; phosphatidylinositol phosphate biosynthetic process. The record is from RefSeq and is a predicted model, not a curated record. Gene Ontology annotation, molecular function: protein binding; 1-phosphatidylinositol-3-kinase regulator activity. Gene Ontology annotation, cellular component: phosphatidylinositol 3-kinase complex. NCBI's taxonomy places the organism in Eukaryota, Metazoa, Chordata, Lepidosauria, Squamata, Viperidae. Bases 26 to 2209 code for a protein of 727 amino acids. The transcript is spliced from 15 exons.
UUUGCUUGCCCUUUUCCAGGGGACUAUGGGGAGCACGGAAGGCUUCCAGUAUCGGGCCCUCUACCCUUACCGUAAGGAACGCAACGAAGACAUCGAUCUGUUACCCGGGGACACCUUGGUGGUGAGCAAGGGGGCCUUGCAGGCACUGGGCUUUAAGGAUGGAGAUGAGCAAAUGCCAAACCAGAUUGGCUGGAUUCUGGGGGUCAACGAGCGCACCAAACAAAAGGGGGAUUUCCCAGGCACCUAUGUGGAGUAUGUGGGGCCAGUGAAAAUCUCCCUCCCGUCCCAUCGUCCCAGGGUCACCAGGCCUCUGCCCGCCACUCCUGGAACAGGAGUACCCCAUGCUCCGGAGGAUCAGGGGGUGACACUUCCAGAACUUUCUGAGCAGUUUGCCCCACCCGAGGUCGCCCCACCUUUGCUGUGUAGGCUGGUGGAUGUGAUUGAGAAGAAAGGGUUAGACAGCAAGAUGCUCUACAGAACAUCUGGCUCCGAACUAAGGCAAGCAUUGAGAACCGACUGGGCUGUGACUGGCGAUUUGGAGGCCUUAGAUGUGCAUUCCCUGGGCGAGGCUCUCAAGGGGUACCUGCAAGAUCUGCCAACCCCGGUGGUACCCCCUUGUGUGCAGGGUGAAAUCUUACGAGUGCUCCAAGAUGUUACCCAAACAGAGCUUUGUCAAAAGCAGCUGCUUUCGGUGUUGGAGUCUCCAGCCAUGCCUCUGCCACACCUCCUCACUUUCCAGUUCCUGCUCCGGCACUUUUCCAAGGUGGCUGAACAAGCUGAAAGCAAUGGAUUGUUGCCUCGGACCCUGAGUGAGAUCUUUGGGGUUCUGCUCCUUCGGCUCCCUGCAGCUGCCAGCUCUGAGACGACCCCUGACUUUCCAACCCUCUUCCUGGAGACCCUUCUGCAAACCAAGGACCCUGAGCCAGAUCUUCCCCCUCCAGCUCUGCCUCCAAAGCCACCCAAAGCGAAACCUGCUGCAGCCUCUCUAACCAACGGGAAUGGCACAACCCUGCAGGAUGCAGAGUGGUACUGGGGAGACAUCUCCAGAGAGGAAGUGAAUGAAAAGCUCCGAGACACUCCUGAUGGUACCUUCCUGGUGAGGGAUGCUUCUAGCAAGAUCCAGGGUGAAUAUACAUUGACUCUCCGGAAAGGGGGAAACAACAAACUGAUCAAGAUUUUCCACCGGGAAGGCAAAUAUGGCUUCUCAGAGCCGCUGACCUUUGGCUCUGUGGUGGAACUCAUCAACCACUACCGGCAUGAAUCCCUGGCCCAGUACAAUGCCAAGCUGGACACUCGGUUACUGUACCCAAUCUCCAAGUACCAGCAGGACCAGGUAGUGAAGGAGGACAGCGUGGAAGCGGUUGGGGAGCAGCUGAAAGUCUAUCACCAGCAGUACCAGGACAAGAGUCGCGAGUACGACCUUCUGUACGAAGAAUACACACGCACCUCGCAGGAACUGCAGAUGAAACGGACGGCCAUUGAGGCCUUCAAUGAAACCAUCAAGAUCUUUGAAGAGCAAUGCCAGACGCAGGAGAAAUGCAGCCGGGACUACGUGGAGCGCUUCCGGAGGGAAGGGAACGAGAAGGAGGUGCAGCGGAUCAUGAUGAAUUCAGAAAAGCUGAAGUCUCGCAUUACGGAAAUUCAUGACAGCAAGAUGAAGCUGGAGCAGGACCUCAAGCAGCAGGCCUCCGAAAACCGGGAGAUCGACAAGCGCAUGAACAGUCUUAAACCUGACUUGUUGCAGCUGCGCAAACUGCGUGACCAAUACCUCGUAUGGUUGACCCAGAAGGGAACUCGUCAGAAGAAGAUCAAUGAAUGGCUUGGCAUCAAGAGUGAAACUGAGGACCAAUACUCCAUGAUGGAGGAUGAAGAAGAGCUGCCCCAUCACGAUGACCGGACGUGGUAUGUAGGCAAGAUCAACCGCAUCCAGGCAGAGGAAAUGCUGGUGGGCAAACGUGAUGGAACCUUUCUUAUUCGGGAGAGCAGCCAGCGAGGGUGCUAUGCCUGCUCUGUUGUGGUGGAUGGAGACACCAAACACUGCGUGAUUUACAAGACAGCAACAGGCUACGGCUUUGCAGAACCUUACAACCUCUACGCCUCGCUUAAGGAGUUGGUUUUGCACUACAAGCACACCUCCCUCGUGCAGCACAAUGACUCACUCAAUGUCACACUGGCACACCCGAUCCUCUCCCAGCCUCCACCAAGAUGAACGCUUGUCUUCUCUGCCACUUUCCACUUCCUACCCUUCCAGAAUCUCCGAUGAAUGGCUUGCCUUUCCUUGACCGCCCCACGGGAUCAAAAAACCCCUCAGAUUUCCUUCUUGUGUUCACCGUUAACUAUGCCUGUUGUUCAAUAUCUUGCUUUUCAUCGGUGGCUCUCCUCUUCUACUUCAUUUUCCUGCCUACCCUCGUUUCUCUAAGCCGGUAUUUUUCAACCUUG